AUGAAAUCGCUGGCCAGUCAGUGUAGUUUUUGUGCAAGUUCCAACCCGUCAGCGGAUAACCUGUCACCGGUUUUAGGGAUUGGCAUCCCCACUAAAAGCCGAUUUCCAAGGGAAACUGAGGGAGGCAGAGUGGUUGCACUUUGUUUGAUCAGUCCCUUGGCCAGCCCUAAAGUGUUUCCUUUUGAUCCAUGUGGUGGCAGAGUUGCUGGCUUAGCUGGGGCGACCAUCGAUGGAAGCGGGAACUUCAUAUGUCCAGACUUUGAGCUUACAAGAAUGUACUGCCACGAUGUUCAAGAGCAACUCUUUGCUGUGGCUUCAGGUAAGGCCGUUUGCCCUGUGAGAGAUCGACCACUGCCCAAGUUCAGUGAUUUGUUCUGCUAUAUGCAACUUGCGGAACCGGGCCUGCACCAGAUUUCAAGAUUCAAGGCAUGUGCAAGCAGACCAGGAAGUCAUUGA
Durusdinium trenchii is the source of this 456-nucleotide messenger RNA. The record is from the annotation of a GenBank genome assembly. NCBI's taxonomy places the organism in Eukaryota, Dinophyceae, Suessiales, Symbiodiniaceae.